CUCGGCUCUUGCUCGGGUCCGUUCGGCUCCUGCUCGGGUCCAUUCGACUCCUGCUCGAGUCCAUUCGGCUCCUGCUCGGGUUGGUCUCGGAUCCUGCUCGGGUAGGGCUCGGAUCCUGCUCGGGUCCAUUCGGCUCCUGCUCGGGUUGGGCUCGGAUCCUGCUCGGGUCCAUUGAGUUUUUGCUCGGCUCCGCUCGGCUGUUUCCGUCUCCAUCAGUAUUCUCCCCGCGUCCCGCUGUAUCGCCGCUCGCGGACGGAGCCGCAGAGGAGGUGCGCGAGCUGCCCGCAUCACCGCGCGCCCUCUCUCCUCGCUUCAGCGCGAGCUAUCCAACCGUCGCUGUCCUCGCGAGAGAGGCGAGACGCGCAUUACCGGACGUUUUCUCUCGUUUUUUUUGUGUAAUUACUGAGUUAUUUAUUAUUAUUCGUGUUUUUCGGUGUAAAAUGAGCGGAGGCGGGGAGACGCUCGCGGCUCUGUGAACGGACGGACGGACGGACGGACGGAUGGUGGAUAUGGAAAAACCGAAGAUGAUGAGUCUCUCCGGUUUCCUCCUGCCUGCUUUAUGGGGACUGGCGCUCGGCGGAUCACCCAGCGUACAAAUAGGUGGCCUGUUCCCUCGAGGAGCGGACCAGGAGUACAGCGCCUUUCGGGUCGGGAUGGUUCAGUUCGGCACGGCCGAGUUCCGGCUCACGCCUCACAUUGAUAACCUGGAGGUGGCCAACAGCUUCGCCAUCACCAACUGCUUCUGUUCACAGUUCUCACGAGGCGUGUACGCCAUCUUCGGCUUCUACGAUAAGAAAUCGGUGAACACCAUCACGUCUUUCUGUGAGACGCUGCACGUUUCCUUCAUCACGCCCAGUUUCCCGGCGGAUGGCCUCAAUCAGUUUGUGCUGCAGAUGAGGCCAGACAUCAAAGGCCCUCUCAUCAGCCUGGUGGAGUACUACAAGUGGGAGAAGUUCGCCUACCUGUACGACAGCGACCGAGGCUUAUCCACUCUGCAGGCAGUCUUGGACACGGCGGCCGAGAGGAAGUGGCAGGUGACAGCAAUAAACGUGGGCAACCUGAAGGAUGAGAGGAAAGACGAGGCCUACCGCUCACUGUUCCAGGAUCUGGAGAACAAGAAGGAGAGGAGAGUCAUCCUGGACUGCGAGCAGGACAAAGUUAAAGAUAUCAUGGAGCAGGUCAUCACGAUUGGUCGGCAUGUGAAGGGGUAUCAUUACAUCAUCGCUAAUUUUGGCUUUUUGGAUGGAGAUCUGUCAAAGAUCCAGUAUGGAGGAGCGAACGUGUCGGGGUUUCAGAUCGUGGAUUUCGAUGACCCUCUCGUUGCGAAGUUUGACCAGCGGUGGGAGGCUCUGGAGGAGAAGGAGUACCCUGGGGCGGACAGCAAGAUACGAUACACCUCGGCUCUGACGUACGAUGCUGUGAAGGUGAUGACCGAAGCCUUCCGCUUUCUGCAUAAACAAAGGAUCGACAUCAGCCGGCGUGGCAACAACGGAGACUGCUUGGCCAACCCGGCCGUGCCUUGGGCUCAGGGGGUGGAGAUAGAGCGUGCACUGAAACAGGUGAGAGUGGACGGCCUGACAGGGAACAUUCAGUUUGACCAGUACGGCCGGAGAGUGAAUUACUCAGUCAACAUCAUGGAGCUGAAGAACAGCGGGCCGGUGAAGAUUGGCUACUGGAACGAGGUGGAUAAAAUGGUCGUGACCAAAUCGGACCUUUUCCCCAACGACACCAUGGGUAUGGAGAACAAGACCGUUAUUGUAACAACCAUCCUGGAAGCACCGUACGUGAUGCUGAAGAAGAACUCGGAGUUAUUCACAGAUAACGAACGUUAUGAGGGAUACUGUGUGGAUCUGGCUGCUGAAAUCGCAAAGCACUGUGGGUUUAAGUACCAGCUAAAGAUCGUGGGAGAUGGCAAGUAUGGCGCAAGAGACGCCGAGACCAAGAUUUGGAACGGCAUGGUCGGCGAGCUGGUGUAUGGGAAAGCAGACAUAGCCGUCGCCCCUCUGACCAUAACCCUGGUCCGCGAAGAGGUGAUCGACUUCUCCAAGCCCUUCAUGAGCCUGGGCAUCUCCAUCAUGAUCAAGAAGCCGCAGAAGUCCAAGCCCGGCGUCUUCUCCUUCCUGGACCCGCUGGCCUACGAGAUCUGGAUGUGCAUCGUCUUCGCCUACAUCGGCGUUAGCGUGGUGCUCUUCCUUGUGAGCCGCUUUAGCCCGUACGAGUGGCACACGGAGGAGUUUGAGGACGGCCAGCUGGGGGCCAGCGAGUCCACUAACGAAUUCGGCAUCUUUAAUAGUCUGUGGUUUUCUCUGGGCGCUUUUAUGCAGCAGGGAUGCGAUAUUUCGCCAAGGUCUUUGUCUGGACGUAUAGUUGGUGGUGUGUGGUGGUUCUUCACCCUCAUCAUCAUUUCUUCCUACACGGCUAACCUGGCUGCCUUCCUCACGGUGGAGAGGAUGGUGUCACCUAUCGAGAGCGCGGAGGAUCUGGCCAAGCAGACCGAGAUCGCCUACGGAACCCUCGACGCAGGCUCAACCAAAGAGUUCUUCAGGAGGUCAAAGAUCGCUCUCUUCGACAAAAUGUGGCAAUACAUGAAGAGCGCCGAGCCGUCGGUCUUCGUGAAGAACACGGUGGAGGGCGUGUUGCGCGUGCGCAAGUCCAAAGGCAAAUACGCCUACCUGCUGGAGUCCACCAUGAACGAGUACAUAGAGCAGCGCAAGCCCUGCGACACCAUGAAGGUCGGCGGCAACCUGGACUCCAAGGGCUACGGCAUCGCCACACCCAAAGGAUCUGCUUUAAGAACGCCAGUAAACCUUGCAGUAUUGAAACUCAGUGAGCAAGGCGUCUUAGACAAGAUGAAAAACAAAUGGUGGUACGAUAAAGGGGAAUGUGGAUCCAAGGACUCGGGAAGUAAGGAGAAGACGAGCGCCCUGAGCUUGAGCAACGUGGCGGGGGUCUUCUACAUCCUGGUGGGCGGCCUGGGGCUGGCCAUGCUGGUCGCUCUGGUGGAGUUCUGCUACAAGUCGCGCGCCGAGGCCAAGCGCAUGAAGGUGACGUUCACGGACGCCAUGCGCAGCAAGGCCAGGUUGUCUAUAACUGGCAGUACGGGGGAAAACGGUAGAGUGCUGACUCCAGAUUUCUCUAAAGCCGUCCACGCUGUGCCCUACAUGAGACCAGGCAUGGCAAUGCCUCUCAACAUGAGCGAGCUGUCCUGAGUGCCUUACACACACACUUACACACACCUACACACACAAUUAUACACGUCGUUUUACCUGCAAACAACAAAAAACGCACACUCAGACGCACACAGGAAACACACAGUGGCUGUACUUGGCUGUACAGACCCAUUUAUACCUAUAUACAUACAUAUAUAUAAAUAGAUACAUACACACGCAAAAAUGCAUAGAUAUCCUGUCUAUACAAUACACACAUACAUUUGCAAAGUCCUUGUACAUACACAAAAACAAACACAAACACACACACACAUACAUACCGAAAAAUGUACAGAAACCUUUGGACGUUUACCAUGAACUUUGGGUUUACACAUGCAUAUCGGUUUACAUACACACAUACACACACACAUGCACGCUGUUGUACCACACACACACACACACUUCCACACACACACACAAAGUCACACACACUUCCACACCUCCAUCCUUCAGUUUUUUCUUUUUUUUUCUUUUUUUUUUUUUUUUGCGCACCGAAGAAGAGAAGCCGAGAGGACUCGCAAACCGAGCGCACCGAGGAGCAGCUCAACAUCUGUUUCCAUAGCAACACGUUUUUUGGAAUCUCUCGAUUCCGAAGAACCACAAAGCACACUUGAAUCAUCACUGAAUCAUCAAACGGGAUCCGUUCUCUCUCUUUCUUUCUCAUUCCGUUUCACUCCGAGGAUAAAAAAACGAGAAAAAAUGAUUUAAAUCAUUUUAUAAAACACUUCAAAAGAAGAAAAAAAAGAAGAACAAGAAGAAGGACGACAGCGAAGAAACUAGAAACUGCUUCCACAUUGUGUAAAAAAAAAAAGUACGAAUUCACGGAUUUGCUCUGAAAAAAAAAAAACACGUUUCAAAGCCAAAUGAGUUAAAAAACAUUAAAAAAACAAAACAAAAAAAAGGUUUCAUAUCAAGUGAAUUACAUCAAACCAUUAUUUUUCUUUCUUUUUUUUUUACAUUUGGACCGAAUCAUUUACGCAACCAUUGUACGAAACCACGAGAGAAUCGCAUACUAAAGAAAAAGAAGAAUAAAAUAAAAGAUAGAUAUAAAUAUUUAUAUAUAUAUAUAUAUAUAUAUAUAUAGAUAUUGAUCAUGUAAAUAACUAAUAACUUCACUUUUGAUCGUUCUUUUGAUGUUCUCAAUGUUAAUACGAUGACGAUGAAGACACAAGAUACGAUGCUUGACCAGGAAAAAAAAAGAGACAAAAAGAAACGAAGAAACGAGAAAAAAUAAAAAAAACAAUAUAUAUAUAUAUAUAUACUUUGGAUUUUUUCCUUUUCGUUGACUAAGCGUUUUUUUGUUUCGGAUUCGGUUUAUGAGUUGUUGAAACGUGAAGCGUUAAUUUUGUAAUUUUGUCGUUCCGUUCCGUUCUUGUUCCUUUUGUCUAGCGUAUGGACGAUGCAAGCCGUAGUUUUGUAGUUCUGUCUUCGAAAAAGAAAUGAACAAACGACGAGCAAAACAACGGAAACUACAACAAAAAAAAAGACUUAAAAAUGACUUUAAAAAAAAACCCACUUAUACUGAACUCUGAAUUAUUAGACUUUUACAUUGUUUCCUUUCUUUUUUUCUUUCUUUUUUUCUUUCUUUCAGGGGGUCUUUGGAAGGUUCAGAUUUGAGUAUAUUAAUAUUAAUAUUAAUAUUAUAGACCUAAUUACAGUAACCCCGCCCCCUCCCUCCCCCCUUUCCCCAAGCAGUGUUUUUCAAAUGCCAAAUAGUGACCUGUGCCAAAAUACUCCCAAGUACUGGCAAAGUUUUGCGUGGACUCGCCGAUAACGACGCGGACUCGACGCACGCGUGUGCUUAUGAUCGCGUGUGCGCGAGUGAGACGUAUCUCUUUUCUAAAUCUUCUCUAAGUGUUUUUAUUUCUUUCGAUUUGCGUUCAUUUCUUCUGUGUCAUUAAUUAACAUGUACAUUAAAUGAUGUGCACUACUAUAUGCAGUCUUUAACUGUGAAACGCAUGAGAACCUUUAGUUUGAAUCUUUGUUUUUUGUUUUUUAAGCGAUGAUGAGUAUAUGAUUAUGAUUCUGAUUAUGAUUCUGAUUAUUCUGAUAAUGAUUAAUGCCACUUCUUAAUGACUUUAGAUGAUUAGACGAUUGAUUUGAUAGAAUUCCCAUAGUCCAAUAUGACCUAAAAAAAAAAAGAGAGUAUAUUAAUUACAGAUAUUAUAUUAUUAAUAAGGAUUAAUAAGUCUUAACGAUUGAAAGAUUGAAACUCUAUGCCGAGCACCCUUUUCUAUGCCAUGCUGUGUAACUGCAAUCUUGUCCAUUAGUUUUCUAUGUAUAUGUACUGUAUAUAUAUACGAAGCAGAUCGUCCAUGUAUAACUUAAAUCUUCUAAUUGUACGGACACAUGGUUCACGUGGUUCAAGGACGGUUCGAGAGUGGAAGACGGUGGUCGUGAGAACUUCCACACAGACACACAUAUAUAUAUAUACACACACACUAUAUAUAUAUAUAUGCACACACAAUAGUUUAUACACAAACACACACAAACACACACAAACGGACUUGAACCUUCACUAGAUUUUCGUUCGGAGAGCCGACAGAGCCGAACCGGAGGAGACUUUUGUAAUUGGAAUGUGGAUCAACUGCUUUAUUUUUUGGACUUUUGGAAUAAACAGAGGCUGAGAAACUGC
Molecule: messenger RNA, 5841 nt
Organism: Astyanax mexicanus (Mexican tetra)
Lineage: Eukaryota; Metazoa; Chordata; Actinopteri; Characiformes; Acestrorhamphidae
Gene: gria2a
Product: glutamate receptor, ionotropic, AMPA 2a
Exons: 16
Coding region: 501-3209 (902 amino acids)
Biological process (GO): modulation of chemical synaptic transmission; monoatomic ion transport; synaptic transmission, glutamatergic
Cellular component (GO): dendritic spine; plasma membrane; postsynaptic membrane
Molecular function (GO): transmitter-gated monoatomic ion channel activity involved in regulation of postsynaptic membrane potential; AMPA glutamate receptor activity
Source: RefSeq, a predicted model, not a curated record